AUGAUAAAAAAUCCUCGAAGUGAGACAAGAACAAAUUGUAAAGCAUUCAUGCAUAUAUCUUUUAAGCGGGACUUGUCGAAGUGGAUUGUGUCAAAAUUUGAUAACAACCACAACCACCCUUUGCAUCUUCCUCAAUGUACUCAUUUGAUGCCAUCUCAGAGAAAGGCUUCACAUGAGCUUAUUAGUGCUAUAGCAGGAGGGAAUGAGUUUGUAGGGUUCACGCAGGAGGAUCAGAAAACCUACUUACAUGCAAAAAGACAGCGAAACUUGCAGUAUGGUGAAGCAGAGAGUUUGUUAAGAUGUUUCCAGCAGCAAGUGGCAGAAAAUUCAUAUUUUUACUAUGCCAUUCAGUUGGAUGUAAAUGAGAUGAUUACUAAUAUUUUUUGGGCUGAUCAUCAGAUGAUAACAAAUUAUGGGCUUUUCGGUGAUGCGGUGUCAUUCGACACAACUUUUCGAACAAAUAAAGAGUACCGUCCACUUGCUUUAUUUUGUGGCUUUAACCACUUUAGAAUGACAGUGAUUUUUGGUGCAGCAUUAUUAUAUGAUGAAACUACAGAGUCAUUUGAAUGGUUAUUUGAAACAUUUUUUGAUGCAAUGUCAGGAAAAAAGCUUGUUAGUUUUUUCACAGAUCAAGAUCAAGCAAUGGCUAAGGCAAUUUCACAAAUCAUGCCUGAGGUUUUUCAUGGGUUGUGCACUUUUCACCUAAUGCAAAAUGCUUUAAAGCAUUUAGGUUACUUGUUCAAGAGUGGUUCAAAAUUUAGUAGCGAUUUAAAAGCUUGCAUUUAUGACUACGAGAAUGAGCAUGAAUUAAUUGAAGCUUGGAAUUCUUUGAUUGAUAAAUACAACUUGCAAGAGAAUGAGUAG
Molecule: messenger RNA, 864 nt
Organism: Camellia sinensis
Lineage: Eukaryota; Viridiplantae; Streptophyta; Magnoliopsida; Ericales; Theaceae
Source: RefSeq, a predicted model, not a curated record